UUUGGUGGCAGCAUUGACAUGAACGCCAACGCGGUCCAGCAGCAGAUGCUCAGCGCGGUCUCGGACCGCGUCCUCGAGACGCUCGAGGCGCAGGAAGCGCGCUUGGACAUGCAGAUCAAGCAGCUCGAGACGAUGGAAGAGGACGAUCUGGACCGGCUCCGCGAGCGCCGGCUGCAGCAGAUCAAGGCGGCCGCGACGCAGAUGCAAAAGUGGAAGGACGCGGGGCAUGGCGAGUACACGGAGCUCUCAACGCAGCAAGAGUUCUUUGACGUCAUCAAGGCGAGCGAGUGCGUCAUCUUGCACUUCUACUCGGCGACGAACGCGCAUUGCCCGCUCCUCGACAAGCACCUCCGCGCGCUCGCCGAGUCGCAUCUCGAGACCAAGUUUUGCCGCAUGAACGCCGAGAAGGCCGACUACCUCGUGCAAAAGCUCGGCAUUUGGAUGAUCCCGUGCGUCGCGCUCAUCAAGAACAAGAGCGUCGUGCACAUGCUCGAAGGCCUCGACGAGCUGGGUGGCACGACUGAGUUUUCGACUCACUUUCUUGCCUACUUUUUGUCAACCAAGAAGGUGCUCAAGUUUGACGGCGCGCCGCCCGAGUCGGUCACCGACAAUGGCCACGCCAACACCGCUACCAAGCAGGGCCCGAUCAAGCAGUCGGUCUUUGACUACGCCAGCGACGACGACGACUACGACUAGAGACAGACAACACAAUACGAUGGGUUUUGCCAGCGAGA
Saprolegnia diclina VS20 is the source of this 734-nucleotide messenger RNA. RefSeq lists its product as hypothetical. Bases 19 to 696 code for a protein of 225 amino acids. The record is from RefSeq and is a predicted model, not a curated record. Gene Ontology annotation, cellular component: cytoplasm. Lineage: Eukaryota; Oomycota; Saprolegniomycetes; Saprolegniales; Saprolegniaceae. Gene Ontology annotation, biological process: microtubule cytoskeleton organization. The transcript has a single exon.